GCACGUGGAGGGUGUCAUGCUUUGGGGAUUUGACCUGACGAAGAGCGUCGCUCUUCGUGCCAAUCAGGCAAUCACUUAGACCCCAAGCAACUUCACUUUGCGUUUUUUUUUAUGUACUAAUAAUAAACUCAUCUCAAAGACCGACCAAAUACGAACAACUAUAUAAAAAGAACCUCAACAGAUCUAUACAUUUAUUACGUCUAAUCAUGUAAAUCACAUUUCACAUGGAUCCACAGUCAUUUUAAGAAUGUAUCACAGCUUUGAUCUCCAAAUUCUAAGAGUAGAUGUAAGAUAAUCAUAAAACGAUUUAGCAUCUUCUACUGAACGUCUUCUUCGAUUCUACUCAUUUCAUCGGAAGAUCAUCAAAAUCAUAGAUCAUUCAUUUUUUUCCUUAAAGGCUGCCAAAAACAGAGUAAAACUCAAAAUGAGAAAUCGACGUAAACAGAGCACCACCUCCUCCAUCAUCUUCCUCUGCAUCACCAUCUCCUCCUUGUCUUUCUUCUCUAUCGCCGUCUCCGCCUUGGGAGUAAACUGGGGAACAAUGGCCACCCACCAGCUACCUCCAAAGACGGUCGUACAGAUGCUGAAAGACAACAACGUACAAAAAGUAAAGCUUUUCGACGCCGACACAAACACCAUGGUAGCUCUUGCCGGCUCAGGCAUCGAAGUAAUGGUUGCAAUCCCUAACGACCAGCUCAAAGCCAUGGGAAGCUACAGCAGAGCUAAAGACUGGGUCAGAAGAAACAUCACCCGUUUCAACGAUGACGUCAAAAUCAAAUACGUAGCCGUAGGGAACGAACCUUUCUUAACAUCAUACAACGGAUCAUUUAUAAACCUAACGUAUCCAGCACUCUUCAACAUCCAAAAAGCACUAAACGAAGCCGGAGUCGGAGACUUCAUCAAAGCCACCGUACCUUCGAACGCCGACGUCUACAGCUCUCCCCCGGACAACCCCGUCCCGUCCGCCGGGAGGUUCCGUCAAGACAUCUACGAAGAGAUGAGGCUCAUCGUCAACUUCUUAGCCCACAACAAAGCUCCCUUCACCGUCAACAUCUACCCUUUCCUCAGUCUCUACCUAAGCAGCGACUUCCCUUUCGACUACGCCUUCUUCAACGGCCAAAACACCGUGGACGAUAACGGCGUCGUCUACACUAACGUCUUCGACGCCAACUUCGACACGCUCUUGGCUUCGCUAAGAGAGUUAGGACACGGAGGAAUGACCGUUAUAGUCGGUGAAGUCGGCUGGCCGACGGACGGCGACAAGAACGCUAACAUCCAAAACGCGGAACGCUUCUACGCGGGCCUUCUUCCGAAGCUAGCGGCGAACAGAGGAACACCUAUGCGUCCUAGCUACAUCGAAGUGUAUCUCUUCGGUUUCAUCGACGAGGACGCAAAGAGCAUAGCUCCCGGGAACUUCGAACGUCACUGGGGGAUAUUCAAAUACGACGGCCAGCCUAAGUUUCCGGCUGAUCUGUCGGGGAAAGGUCAGAAGAAGGUCCUGACGGGAGCUCAGAACGUUCAGUACUUGCAGAACCAGUGGUGUAUGUUGAAUCCUAAUGCGAUCAGUUUUAGUAACAGUACUAACCAGCUUGGGGAUAACGUGAACUACGCGUGUACUUUCUCUGACUGUACUGCUUUGGGGUAUGGUUCAUCUUGUGGGAAUCUUGAUGAGGUUGGGAACGCGUCGUAUGCGUUCAAUAUGUAUUUUCAGGUGCAGAAUCAGAAAGCAGAGGCGUGUGACUUUGAAGGGCUUGCGAUGAUCACUACUAGGAAUAUCUCUCGUGAUCAAUGUAACUUCCCUUUACAGAUUGGUGAUCCAACAUCAGGGCAUUGUGAUCAUAGGUAUAUGUAUGGUUCUAGUGUCCGGUUCGGUUUAGUUAGUAUGCUAUUGCUCUUUAUGGCACUAUGA
Messenger RNA from Raphanus sativus (radish), 1909 nucleotides. RefSeq names its product glucan endo-1,3-beta-glucosidase 8. The record is from RefSeq and is a predicted model, not a curated record. Gene Ontology annotation, cellular component: plasma membrane. Lineage: Eukaryota; Viridiplantae; Streptophyta; Magnoliopsida; Brassicales; Brassicaceae. The coding region runs from base 425 to 1909 and encodes 494 amino acids. The transcript is spliced from 2 exons. Gene Ontology annotation, molecular function: hydrolase activity, hydrolyzing O-glycosyl compounds. Gene Ontology annotation, biological process: carbohydrate metabolic process.